AUGGCUGAAAAUCUUAUCACACAAGUCUCACAAGACGCCAAUUAUCCAUCUCAAUCAUACCAAAACUCUAAUUCGGUAGAUUAUGACUCAAAGAUUCAUCUCAACGUCAGAGGAUCGAAGUUCACCAUCACUCGUGACGAGCUCAUGAGCUUACCCGAAAGUAUCUUACUCUGUUUGUUCCCCAAUGGUGCCUUUCUUGAUAUCAAUGGGAAUGCCAUCACCAACUUGACCGAGGAAGAUACCGUUCAUGUGAAUUUUGAACCUAGUUGCUUUGAAUAUAUUGUUGAUACUUUUGGCGCUGCUCGUAGAGAUUUGAAUGAAAUGCCUCAAUUAUCACCCGUUGUAUCAUUUGGAGGUUCAUCUGCACCAAAGGAAACGGCGGCUUCGGUGUUGCAAAGUAAACCUGCUAUCAUUGUCUUGAGAGAAGAUUUGGAUUAUUAUGUUAUUUCUCCAGUUGCUGGAGUUGAUGCUGAUCAAAUGAGACAUCUUAAACUUUCUGUAGCUACUGAUUUGAUUGGAAACAAAAAGAUUUUCAGUGGUUUAGGUUAUAAUCCUAGUUUGAACCCAUCCAUUAAACAAACGUUGGGACCUGCAGAACAACAUUUAUUGGACAUGUUAUGUUCCUCCGGGUUUGAAACUACUGGGGAAUGGGGCAGUAGACUGAUGGAACCGGGUAAAUGUGUUAUUUCAUCUCUUCUGUUGGUUCGUUUACAAACACAAUCACAAGCACAACCCACCCCUCCGGAUUCACCAGCACUUGACCCUGUGACUUCAACUUCCUCAGUGUCAUCAUCUGCAAGAAAAUCCAGAUCCCGUAUAGCAAACCUUGCUCUGAGUGCCACUAGAGCAGCUUCAAGAUCACUUUCCAAGUCUAGAAAAGUUCCUGAUUCCAAUCAAACGAAAUUACUUUUAUUUUGGAGAAAACCAGCAAGAAAAUGUUGGUGGUCCAAUGAAACCAUAGAGAUAGAUGUAGCUGGAAUGGUUGUUGGAAACGAAACAUUCGAUACGAUGAAGGUGAAGGUCCAUAUUAGACGAGUUUGGACUUUGGAAUUAUCGGUUAUUGGAGUUAAUUAG
[Candida] anglica is the source of this 1074-nucleotide messenger RNA. The record is from the annotation of a GenBank genome assembly. Lineage: Eukaryota; Fungi; Ascomycota; Pichiomycetes; Serinales; Debaryomycetaceae.